AUGCAGGUAGAAGCUUUGAGCCCGCAUGAAUUGGCGGUCCUCCUGAACACUUCCGCGAACCCUCAGCAAUACCUGAUACUCGACUGCCGAAGUUUUUUCGAUUACAAUUACUGCCAUGUAAGGGAGGCGCGGAAUGCGUUCUAUUCCAAGAUUCUGAGACGCCGAUUUCUCAAUGGAAAGGUAAACAGAGUGCGUGAAAGGGGUGAUGAGAAAUGAUUUCAGACUUCAGAUGACUACUUGCUAAGCCAACUGAUGAAUGGAAUUGAUAAAUGCGACAGAGAUCGAUGCCUCGUUCUCUAUGGACUGGAGGACCAGAAACAUUUCGAGGGGACUGCCAAGUUCCUGAGCGCCCUCAUCCAACGGAUCGAACAAUAUGAGUUGUUCAAGAAGGUACUGCACAUGAAAGGUACGGUGUUUCAUACGGUGGGAAGAGUGUUAUCAAUCGAUUAGUCAUUCUCUGCUCUGGCUGUAAAACAAAAUUUGUUUUGCAAUCCAUUCUGCAGAACGUUGAAUAGUUACACUUUUUUCGCAUCAUAACGCCCAGUUACAUCCUUCACCAACUCCCAAAAACCCCUCAUAUUUUUGAUGGAUAGAAGGCGUGUUUUGAGCGAAAAAGCACUCUCGGGUAGUAACCAUUCUUCGCUCUGACGUUCGGUUUUGCGUUGUGGGGGGAUGGAUGAUGAGUCACUGGUUUCUUUGUCGCUUCGGGGGUCGAAUGUUGUUGGGGAGCUGACGUCUAGUGUUCUUCGAGAGACGAGCCGCAUCAUAGCCGGCCUUCCUUUGCCGGUGUGCCUGCCCUGAGGGGUUUUUGAGGGUUGUCGAUUAUUUUUUUGAAGAGUUUGCACUCCCGUUUUUUGGGGCCGCACGGAGAGAGUGCUCGUGGCCAGAGAGGGCGAGAUUGCGCUCCUCUCUUCUCCCCCUUUCCUUUUACUAGCAAUGCCGUCCAGCUUCGUCUUCCGGAAUCAAUACAUUCCCAAACAAAUAUUAGCGUCAGAUCCUCGCUAUCACCCCUUUUUUACUUCCCUUUCUUCGCCUUUUUUGGGAAUUUGAACCAGCCUUUAUGGAGAUGGAGUCGGUCCUUUAACUUUACUUUUUAGUCGAUUUCUAUACGAAUUGCUCAUGAACAUUGGGAAAAGGAUUUGUCAUAAGAGAGUUUUCGAAGGUUUCAUUAUUGUUGUUUUCGUAAUUAGAGGCACGAGUUAUUAUUAGAAUUGAUAGCCCCACCUUUUGUUUACUCAGCUGCUGAUAAAGCCUAUAUAACGAAACUUUCAAGUAGUUUUGUUUGGAAUUUAAUCCUCUUACUGAACAAGAACAUGCCUUUUCAUGACUAAAGCCGACCAAACUUGGGGUGUACUCCAAUUUUGUAUAACAGCCAUCUCAAUUUCGUAUCAUUUAGUGUAGAUUUCGGACCGUGAAGGCCCCAAAUAUUGCGUGUAUUUCGUCUGGAUUGUAAUCGUAUAGUCGGAGAUUAUUCCAUUUCCUUUCAAGAUGAUUCCCACCACGUAUCUCUAAGCCCUCAGGGCCCAAGAAGUUUUCGAAUUUACCCUCCCUAAAUGGUACCCCCGUCUUCAAGUGUGUUUUGUCGCACCCGACCGUCCUGCUUCGCCUCCCAACCAAGUGAGUAAUAUUGAAUUGAACAUGAUCGUCUUGUUACAUGAUGCGUCAUCAACGUAACGGUUUCUGUUAUAACGAAGAUAUUGGGAAAGCGGAGAUCACGCGGAAUUGGGAAAGCGCGUGACCUUUUUGUUGUGACUGUUGCUGAGGAGAGUCGGUUUGACUCAAUAAUUAGGGGAAACAGUUGACUCAUCAGACGGAAAUUGAUUGCUUGCGGGUGUUAUUCAGGUCGCCUUUGAGUUUGGGGUUUCUAUUGAUUUAUUCGGGGUCGCUGUGGAUUCUCCAGAAAAAUUGGGGGAGAAACACAAAAAAAGGGGAAUUUAAGAGGGGUUUUGUGGCUCGGGAGGUCUAGAGUAAUUUAAUUUACAAUUUUUUUUAUUAAAUUUUUGCAGGACCCUUCUCCGAUUUCCACAAACAUUACCCAUCGCUCUGUGAAUCCGCCGAAGUUGUUUCGACCAUUUCCAGCUCGAAUCCCCUGUUCUCCGAGCAGGAUGAAGCGACUCAGGGUUGUAGUCAGUCCCCCUUCAAGUCCAAUCUGUACCAUUCUCCAUCGGCGCAGACUGUGAUGGCAGGUCCUCGAUUCACGAAGCUUCGACUGCCCACUUCUUAUUCUAGUCCAUGCAUUGCCUCCUCAUCUAGUGAAAACGAGCCCUCAGGGCCCACCGAGAUCCUCGACUUUAUGUUCCUCGGGUCCCAGGAAGAUGCUCUCGACAGAAAUUUUCUUUCGGUAAGUCGUCGUUCGACCCUUCCAACCCGACUGUUGUGGUUUUAGAAACUCCCAAUCCAAAAAGUGAUAAACAUUAGCGAAAACUGUCCUCGAUCUGAUCUCAUUCCCAAUGACGAACGUCAUUUCUUGCGCAUUCCAGUCAACGACACUUACGAUGCCAAGUUGUCGCCUUUCUUCGAGAAAGCCUACGAGUUUAUCGGUGAGUCCUUUCUUGAUUACUGUGAUUGACCUUUGUACGUCACCUGUAGUCUCGUUCCUGACCUCAAUGACACAUAAUAUAAUAGCUAACAAUUAGUCAUCCCCAACCUUUGGUUUCAUCACGAGUUCCUUAAUGACGUUUCUUUUUUCAGAAGAUGCUCGAAGAAGUAAUCAGAAGGUACUUGUCCAUUGUUUGGCCGGCAUCUCAAGAUCGGCCACGUUGGCCAUCGCCUAUGUAAUGCGAAGUAAAAAACUGACUGCAGAAGACGCCUACAAGUUCGUACAAACCCGCCGUCCCUCGAUCUCACCUAACUUCAAUUUUAUGGGUCAAUUGACCGUCUACGAACGCAAUCUGAGAAGAGCCAAGCUCUUGCCUCCGGUGCCCUCAGGCUGUGCGCAAAGCUUCGGAAGAAGACCGGAAUCCAUCGAUGACUCAGUCAAGACUACUGUAACAAAAGAGCGUCGAGAAUUGCCGACCAAUGAGAAUGGGAAACGGAAGAUGGAGACGCCACUUUCGAUGCCUCAACGACCUCGGAUCUUGUUCUCGAAUACAGCCACGAGAAGAGAGGCCAAUCCCUCGUUGUCCUGGAAGAAUAUCCCCAUUCCCACCAUCCCCUCCCCGUCUACAGAGUUCUCCAAACUCGACAUAUCUUUGCAGAAUGACGUCUCCUUGGAAAAUCCCCUUUUUGGAGUUGAUAGAGUCGAUCCUUUGGUCGAUGGAGUCUGCGAACUUGUGGAAGAUCGAAGUGCAAAGUCAUGUGUGGCCUCGGACAUCUAUUUGAAGGAUAAAGUGAAGCCAAGGAUAAAGAAACCCUCCAAUUUGUGCCUUCCCUUAACCAGUAUGAUGGAGCGAAGUUCUUCAUGGUCGGAUAAACUCGGUUUCUCAAGUCACAAGUUCUCCAAUUCGAGUGAAUCAUUCAGUCAACAGAAGGUUGCCACUGAACGAAAGGCCUCAAACCCCCAAGGGGAGAGGCCAAGGAUACGAAAACGAUCCCAUCGGCUGCGAAAGCACGACAAGAACGGCGCUUUUGAUCCCAUCGAUGAAGAAGGUCUCGACGAUCUCUCAGAUUACGAACUCCGAAGAUCUACUUGUACUACAACCUCCUCAUCCACCGUGUAUUCGUCGAUCUCCACCGACUCCAACACUUCCGAGCUGGCUCCGCAGACCCCGGAAUCUGGUUAUCAGGAUGAGUUCACGAUAAAAAGGAAGUUGGAACAGCCGGAUGUGCCCGCGGACCUGAACCUGGGGCAGCCGGAGUGCUUCGACCCGGAGAAAGACUCACUCUCAUCAAAUUCUAGUCUCGAGAUUGCGGUUCAAUAA
Messenger RNA from Bursaphelenchus xylophilus (pine wood nematode), 3860 nucleotides. The record is from the annotation of a GenBank genome assembly. NCBI's taxonomy places the organism in Eukaryota, Metazoa, Nematoda, Chromadorea, Rhabditida, Aphelenchoididae.